ACACAUAAACAGAGCGGCAGAAAGGAAGCCGCGCUUGACCGAUAAUAACCUCCUCGGCGCAGCGCCGGCGGGAUCUAUAUAAGGCGCUCCGGGUCCGGGACUGGCCCUGGUUUGGCCCCAGCCGCGUCGGUGGGAGCCACAAAGGAAGCCGGAGGAGCCCCCGAUCGAGUGGCUCCCCGAUCUACUCCGGGAGAUCUUUCCAAUUCCUGGCCGGAGGGAGAGAAAAAUCGCCUCCCCAUCAAACUGGCGAGGAGUUGAUGACCAGCCACAGUAGCUCUGCUGUGUGCUGUUGCCACCCAGGGUGCUGACUGCUGGUGUAUACAGAAGGAAGAUGGCCUUCUGGACACAGUUGGGUUUGCUGCUAUGGAAGAAUUUCACCUUUAGGAGACGGCAAACGUUCCAGCUGCUGAUUGAGGUUGCUUGGCCUUUGUUUCUCUUCUUCAUAUUGAUCUCGGUGCGUCUCUCCUAUCCACCUUAUGAACAACAUGAAUGUCAUUUUCCCAACAAGGCUAUGCCUUCAGCUGGAACUUUGCCUUGGGUACAAGGCAUUAUCUGCAAUGCCAACAAUCCUUGCUUCCGCUACCCAACACCUGGGGAGUCACCAGGCAUUGUGGGGAAUUUUAACAAGUCUAUUGUUUCCCGGUUGUUCUCGGAUGCCCAACGCUUACUCUUGUACAGCAAGAAAGAUACCAGCAUCAAGGAUGCACAGAAAGUUGUGGUGAAACUGCAGAAAAUUGGGAAAACUGUUACAGGUUUGAAAGUCCGGGAUUUCCUUGUUGCCAACGAGACCUUCUCUAACUUCCUGUAUCACAAUGCUUCCUUACCACAGUUUGUUGUAGAUGAAAUCCUGAAUGCUGAGGUCAACCUCCAACAGGUCAUCAAGUCUGGCUACCGGAUGAGUGUAAAAGACCUUUGUAACUCAACCAAGCUGUCCGAGAUUGUCGUCAUCCAAAAUCCAUUGAUAGAUGCGGUCAGUAAUGCUGUGAUUUGCUCCAUGCCUAAGGAGAAACUGGUCUUGGCAGAGAAAGUGUUUCAGGAUAAUUUGGAUGUCAUGAAGCCAUUUCUGAAGGGAAUCACCUCCAAUUCAACUUUGCAGGAUCUUAAGGGAACAGUGGAGACGCUGAUGGGGAGCCUCGGGGACCUUCUUAGAGAGUUGGUGAGCAUGAAAAGCUGGAGUGACAUGAGACAGGAGGUGAAGUUCCUGACCAGUGUGAAUGCUACCAGCCCUUCUGCUGAAAUUUACCAGGCAGUGUCCCGAAUUGUUUGCGGCCAUCCUGAGGGAGGGGGAUUGCAGAUCAAGUCUCUCAACUGGUAUGAAGACCACAAUUACAAAGCUUUCUUUGGAAGUAACAGUACUGAAGACGAAGAAGCGGAUUUCUACGAUAAUUCUACCACACCCUACUGCAAUGACCUAAUGAAGAAACUGGACUCCAGCCCACUUUCCAAGAUUAUAUGGAGAGCUCUGAAACCUUUGCUUGUUGGCAAAGUCUUGUACACCCCAGAUACACCAGCAACAAGGGCAGUCAUGUCUGAGGUAAACAAGACGUUCCAGGAGCUUGGUGUCUUCCGUGAUCUUGGAGGGAUGUGGGAAGAGAUAAGGCCAAAGAUAAAAGCUUUCAUGGAGGAAAGCUCAGAAAUGGAUCUGGUCCGGACGUUAUUGCAGAAUAAGUUAUAUUGGAAGAAACACUUGAUGGGCUCAGAUUGGACCAUUGAGGAUGUUGCCCUGUUUUUAGCAAAGAAUCCAGAGGAUACUCAUUCCUUGAAUAACUCUACUUACACCUGGCGGAAAGCUUUCAAUGAGACCGACCAAGCUGUUAUGACCAUCUCCCGUGUCAUGGAAUGUGUCAACCUUGACAAGCUGGAACCUGUGCCUAGUGAGGUGCGCCUGAUCAACAAGUCCAUGGGACUGCUAGACCAGAGAAAGUUUUGGGCCGCCAUUGUCUUCCCUGAAAUUGCUCCUAGCAGCGCAAAGUUGCCCCAUCAUGUCAAGUACAAGAUACGGAUGGACAUAGACAGUGUGGAAAGGACAAACAAAAUUAAGGACGAGUACUGGGACCCAGGUCCUCGAGCUGAUCCUUUUGAUGACAUGCGUUAUAUCUGGGGAGGCUUUGCUUACUUGCAGGAUGUGAUCGAGCAGGCAAUCAUCCGCACUCUGACAGGCUCUGAGAAGAAAAUGGGUGUCUAUGUUCAGCAGAUGCCCUAUCCUUGUUAUGUGGAUGACAUAUAUCUGCGUAUCACCAGCAAAUCCAUGCCCCUUUUCAUGACACUGGCUUGGAUCUAUUCUGUGGCAAUCAUUAUCAAAGGAAUUGUGUAUGAGAAGGAAGCCCGGCUGAAGGAAACAAUGAGGAUUAUGGGUCUGGACAAUGGCAUUCUCUGGCUGAGCUGGUUCAUUAGUAGCUUCAUCCCGCUUCUCAUGAGUGCAGGACUCUUGACAGUGAUCCUCAAGAAAGGAAACUUGCUGCCUUACAGUGACCCCAGUGUGGUGUUCGUAUUUCUAUCAAUCUUUGGGGUAGUGACCAUCAUGCAGUGCUUCCUCAUCAGCACCCUCUUCUCAAGGGCCAACUUGGCAGCAGCUUGUGGGGGGAUCAUCUACUUUACCUUCUACUUGCCUUUUGUGUUAUGUGUUGCCUGGCAGGACUACAUCAGCUUCUCUCUAAAAAUAUUUGCAAGCCUGCUUUCUCCUGUGGCCUUUGGAUAUGGCUGUGAGCAUCUUUCCCUUCUUGAAGAGCAGGGCAUUGGGGUGCAGUGGGACAAUAUCUUUGAAAGUCCCAGGGAAGAAGACAGUUUCAACCUCACUACUUCUGUGUCUAUGAUGCUGGUUGAUAGUUUGCUGUAUGGGAUUAUGACUUGGUACAUUGAAUCCGUCUUUCCAGGACAGUUUGGCAUUCCAAGACCUUGGUAUUUCCCCUUUAUGAAGUCUUACUGGUGCGGCGAGAAAUCCGAUGAAGGGCAAAUCCCUUCUCUUUCUGAAGGAUCUUCUGAAAUUUGUAUGGAAGAAGAGCCAAGCCACCUUCGCCUUGGGGUAUCCAUUCAGAAACUGGUGAAAGUCUACCGUGAUGGCAAGAAGCUGGCAGUAGACGGCCUUACUCUGAAUUUCUAUGAAGGGCAGAUUUCCUCAUUUUUGGGACACAAUGGAGCUGGGAAAACCACAACAAUGUCCAUCUUGACAGGAUUAUUUCCCCCAACUUCGGGCACAGCCUUCAUCCUGGGCAAAGACAUCCGUACUGAACUGAGCACUAUCCGGCAGAACCUGGGCGUUUGCCCCCAGCACAAUGUUUUGUUUGACGAGUUGACUGUAGAGGAGCACAUUUGGUUUUAUGCACGUCUCAAAGGGCUCUCAGAAAAGUUGGUGAAAAAGGAAAUGGAACAGAUGGCCAUCGAUGUUGGCUUGCCUCAUAAACUCAAAUCGAAAACAAGCAAACUCUCUGGUGGCAUGCAAAGGAAGCUUUCGGUCGCUCUGGCCUUUGUGGGUGGCUCCAAAGUUGUCAUUUUGGAUGAGCCAACUGCUGGGGUUGAUCCAUAUUCUCGCAGAGGGAUCUGGGAACUUCUUUUAAAGUAUCGCCAAGGCCGCACAAUCAUUCUGUCUACGCACCACAUGGAUGAAGCAGACAUUCUUGGAGACCGAAUUGCCAUCAUCUCCCAUGGCAAACUCUGCUGCGUUGGCUCCUCUCUGUUCCUGAAAAACCAGCUGGGGACAGGCUACUACUUGACCUUAGUCAAGAAGGAUGUGGAUUCUUCCCUGAGUUCCUGCAGAAAUAGCAGCAGCACUGUCUCUUACUUGAAAAAGGAUGACAGCGUCUCUCAAAGUAGCUCUGAUGCUGGGCUUGGCAGCGACCAUGAAAGUGACACCUUGACAAUAGAUGUAUCAGCCAUUUCUAAUCUCAUAAUGAAGCACGUCCCUGAAGCACGGUUGGUAGAGGACAUCGGCCAUGAGCUAACUUACGUUUUGCCAUAUGAAGCAGCUAGAGAAGGAGCUUUUGUGGAGCUAUUUCAUGAGAUUGAUGACCGCCUCUCCGACCUGAGGAUUUCAAGCUAUGGCAUUUCUGAGACUACUCUGGAGGAGAUAUUUCUGAAAGUGGCAGAAGACAACGGUGUGGAUGCAGAGACCUCAGAUGGCACAUUACCUGCGCGAAGAAGCCGGGUCUUUGGAGAUAGGCAAAGCUGUCUUCGUCCUUUCACAGAAGAUGAUGCUUUUGACACGAACGAUUCUGACAUAGAUCCAGAAUCUCGAGAGACCGACCUGCUGAGUGGGAUGGACGGCAAAGGAUCCACCCAAGUGAAGGGCUGGAAGCUGACCCAGCAGCAGUUUGUAGCCCUGCUCUGGAAGAGAUUGCUUAUUGCCAGGCGCAGCAGAAAAGGGUUUUUUGCUCAGAUUGUACUCCCAGCUGUCUUUGUUUGCAUUGCUCUCCUGUUCAGUUUGAUUGUGCCUCCCUUUGGUAAAUAUCCAAGCCUGGAAUUGCAGCCAUGGAUGUAUGAUGAACAAUAUACAUUUAUCAGUAAUGAUGCUCCUGAAGACACUGGGACUCAGAAGCUUUUGGAUGCUCUCCUCAACAAACCUGGUUUUGGAACCCGCUGCAUGAAAGGAUACUCUAUUGCAGAUACUCCUUGCUCUGUGGGGGAAGAGGAUUGGACCACUGCUUCUGUUCCUAAGACAGUCAUGGAAAUCUUGCAGAGAGAUAACUGGACAAUGGAGAACCCCUCCCCAUGUUGUGUAUGCAGCAGUGAGACGAUCAAGAAGAUACUACCUUUAUGUCCUGCAGGAGCUGGUGGCCUGCCUCCUCCACAGCGAGUACAGAACACCACGGACACCCUUCAGAACCUGACUGGACGCAACAUUUCUGAUUACCUUGUGAAGACAUAUGCUCAGAUCAUUGAGAAAAGCCUGAAGAACAAAAUAAGAGUGAAUGAGUUCAGAUAUGGUGGCUUUUCCUUGGGAGCCAGCAGCUCCCUUGUACUUCCUCGUCGUGAAGAAGUAAGCGAAGCCAUCCAGCAGGUGAAGAAAAUCUUGGAAAUCACCAAGGACAGUUCUGCAGAACGUUUUCUUAACAGCCUGGCAAGCUUUAUGAAAGGCAUGGACACGAAAGAUAAUGUGAAGGUGUGGUUCAACAACAAAGGCUGGCAUGCUGUGGGUGCCUUUCUCAACGUGAUGAACAAUGCAAUCCUCCGUGCCAAUCUGAAAGAUGGACAGAAUCCCAGCGCCUAUGGCAUCACAGCGUACAACCACCCGCUCAAUUUGACUAAGCAGCAGCUAUCCGAAGUUGCCUUGAUGACCACCUCAGUGGAUGUUUUGGUCUCCAUCUGCGUCAUUUUUGCCAUGUCCUUUGUACCAGCCAGCUUUGUGGUUUUCUUGAUCCAAGAGCGAGUCAGCAAGGCCAAACACUUGCAGUUCAUCAGUGGUGUGAAGCCAGUAAUCUACUGGCUGGCUAACUUUGUAUGGGAUAUGUGCAACUAUGUUGUUCCAGCCACCUUGGUCAUCAUCAUCUUCAUCUGCUUCCAACAGAAAUCUUAUGUGUCCUCAACCAAUCUGCCAGUGUUGGCUCUUCUCCUCUUACUUUAUGGGUGGUCCAUAACUCCUCUCAUGUACCCAGCAUCCUUUGUAUUCAAGAUCCCCAGUACAGCGUAUGUUGUUCUGACCAGUGUUAACCUCUUCAUUGGUAUCAAUGGGAGCGUGGCCACUUUUGUUCUUGAACUUUUCACCAAUAAUAAGCUGAACAACAUCAAUGACAUUCUCAAGUCUGUGUUCCUCAUUUUCCCUCACUUCUGUCUGGGUCGUGGCUUAAUUGACAUGGUGAAAAAUCAAGCUAUGGCAGAUGCCCUAGAAAGAUUUGGUGAGAACCGCUUUGUCUCCCCUCUCUCCUGGGAUCUUGUGGGACGGAAUCUUUUUGCCAUGGCUGUAGAAGGUGCAGUCUUCUUCCUCAUCACGUUGCUCAUCCAGUAUAGAUUCUUUAUCAAACCCAGGCCCAUCUAUGCAAAGCUUCCGCCUGUGAGUGAAGAGGAUGAAGAUGUGAACAGAGAAAGGCAGAGGAUCAUUGGCGGCGGUGGGCAAAGUGAUAUCUUGGAAAUCAAAGAACUAACGAAGAUAUACAGAAUGAAACGAAAGCCAGCUGUGGACAGGAUUUGUGUUGGAAUUCCACCUGGGGAGUGCUUUGGUCUUCUGGGUGUGAAUGGUGCUGGCAAAUCCUCCACCUUCAAGAUGUUGACUGGAGACACAGAUGUUACAGGAGGAGAUGCUUUUCUGAAGGGAAACAGUAUUUUAUCUAACAUCCAAGACGUCCACCAGAAUAUGGGGUAUUGCCCACAGUUUGAUGCCAUUAAUGAGCUGCUGACGGGAAGGGAACACUUGGAAUUCUUUGCACUCUUAAGAGGGGUUCCAGUAAAGGAAGUCUGCAAGGUUGGCGAAUGGGCUGUUCGGAAGCUAGGCCUCGUAAAGUAUGCAGAGAAGUACGCAGGGACCUACAGUGGUGGGAACAAGCGCAAGCUCUCUACUGCAAUGGCUCUCAUUGGAGGGCCUCCUGUGGUCUUCCUGGAUGAGCCAACUACAGGAAUGGAUCCCAAGGCACGGCGUUUCCUUUGGAAUUGUGCCUUGAGUGUCAUCAAGCAGGGAAGAUCUGUGGUUCUCACAUCUCACAGUAUGGAAGAAUGUGAGGCUCUUUGCACUCGAAUGGCUAUCAUGGUCAAUGGACAGUUCAGGUGCCUUGGCAGUGUCCAGCACCUGAAGAACAGGUUUGGAGAUGGCUACACAAUAGUAGUGCGAAUAGCAGGGUCAAACCCUGACCUGAAGCCUGUUCAGGACUUCUUUGAGCAGGCCUUUCCCGGCAGCGUGCUGAAGGAAAAGCAUCGCAACAUGCUACAGUAUCAACUCCCAUCCUCUUUGUCUUCUCUGGCUAGAAUAUUUAGCAUCCUUUCCAAUAACAAAAAAAGACUCCACAUAGAAGACUACUCCGUUUCCCAGACCACACUUGACCAAGUAUUUGUAAACUUUGCAAAGGACCAAAGUGAUGAUGACCACACAAAGGACUUGUCAUUGCACAAAAACCAGACUGUUGUAGAUGUUGCAAUGCUGACGUCUUUCUUGCAAGACGAGAAAGUGAAAGAAAGCUAUGUAUGAGCAACCAUUUUGAGAAGGAUGCUACGUCAGUACUGAGCAGAAGGGAGGCAUUCAUCCUUUCUGUGGCACAAGGAGUUCUUCCCAGGAGCCAAGAGACAGAGGAUACCGAGCCGAAGAGGAUAAACUGGAUGUUCUACAAUUCAAUGCAAUGCAAUUCAAUGCAAAGAAAACAAUAUUCCUUUACGGAGGCAGUGCCUCUUGGAGAUGUUGCCUUGUUGUACUGUUCUCUAGUGAAAGACUUGAAUCUAGUUGUUCUUACAUUAUAACUCUGUGAAAUUCUAGUAUGGUGGCACAUGCUGUUGUGUGGUCCUUCUGCCAUACUUCCACCUGUUUCUACUUACUUGUUUUUGGUUAGAGGUCAUGUGGCAAGAUUUGGGCGGAUUCUUGGCCAGUGAUUAUUUAUUUGCCAUGUUAAGAUGUGCACAGUCCUUUGGUGGGAUGAGUAGGGUUGCCUGGGUGCUAUAUCCAUUGCUGGCAAUGAAAGCACCAGUGUGACCAGUGCCAAGCAAUCAUCACACAACACAUUGCUGUGGCCUUAUUUAAGUGUUGGCUGUUGGCCCAGUUUACCUAAAUAAAUCGAAGGGGAUUUGUAUGAAGACCAUUGGUGGUUUUCACCCUGGGCCAGAGACACAUCACCUCAAAACAUGCAUCCAGUUAUUAACUCAGUGUUUCUUAUCAUGGUGUAGCAGGAUCAGCCAUACAAACAUUUGGGAGGAUUUCUGUCCCACGGUAUGGUGACCAAUUUGCUUAUUCCUACACUAUGCUCUUGUGAAACUGUUGCUGUUUUCCGUUUUUGUUACUUAAGCCUUGUUUUUGAUAUGUCUCUUGUUUGCAACAGUAUUACUUCUCGAAUCAUGUGGUGAUCUGGUCCUGUUGACCUAUUUCAGCAUCCCCACUUAGCUGUCAAUCACUUUUCAUACCACUCUUAUUACUCUAAAGAUCUAGAUGUAGUUGGUAUCAUUUGUGUAACGUAGGUUUUUAUAAUCUUGCAAUCACCACUAUACCAUUUUUUUUUUGUGAACAUGAACGUUACAGUGUAAGGUUUUCCUACCUGAGAUGCCAAAUCAUACGAUGUCUACUUCUUACCUUGCACAGCACUGUCCUUUUAAGACUAAUUGAAAAGGAGAAAAAUCUCCUGUUCCUCACCUUUCUUUUCUCAUCCCUAUCCUCCCACCUCAUUCCGCUUUCUCUCCUGCUUCUAAGAGGAGGUUACAUUCAAAGUUGGAAGUAAAGAUGGGCAAGAGAUUGAUAGAAUGCAUUUAUUUUAUAUUAUAGAGUUGACUACUUUGUUUUUCUGCAAGACAAAUUACAGAAUAAUUUCUCAUUUUGGGAAGGUUAGAGCCCCCUUUAAAACAACGCACAAAUAGUUGGCCAAAGUUGAAAGAGUCAACAUUGCGUGCCUCUUUGUGACAACGAAUGAGUACAUUAACAGCAACCUGAAGGCUUCUUAUUAGCAAUGUCAGCAAGGAGUAUAGUUGUGAUGCCUCUCCCCCAAACCAGGUAUAGUCCUGAAAAGUUUAGCUGUUACUCUUCUAAAAGCAGUUGAACAGGGUUCUGCAUCCUAUGCACCCAUUUCUCUCUCUGGCCCCUUCCACACAGCUGAAUAAAAUCCCACAUUAUCUGCUUUGAAUUGGUAUAUAUUGCAGUGUGGACUCAGAUAUCCUGGUUCAAAGCAGAUAUUGUGGGAUUUUCCGCCUUGAUAUUCUGGGUUAUAUGGAUGUGAGGGCGAUCUGGCUGCGACAUCUGUCACCCCAUUGAUCGCCAGGGUUGAUUCGGGUGAUCCGGCUGACUAGGCGGGUGUCCCCUUCCUCCCUCACCGCUCCAUGUGCGCGCUCGGUGGAAGAGGACGACGUCCCAGGUAUAGGAGUGUACCAAGGUCUCCAGUCUUCAGUCCCGGGUUAUAUGGCUGUGUGGAAGGGCCCUGUCUCUCUCUCUGAAAGCUCUCUCUACCUAUCAGAUGUAAAGCUGUAUAUUAGUAGGGAGAAGAUUCAUUUCUCCAUACCAGAUAGCUGGAACUUUGGCCCUGACAACUCACACAGCACAUAAAUGAUUUUGCAGUUAUAAGUCCUGCUUGAAGAGGCUAGUCUUUAAAAAAACAAAACAGGAGUGCUCUUUAAUGUAUCCUUUAAGAUCGAUGUGCCAUUUUACGCAAACGCACAGUCCAAAGCAAACAAUGUGCUGUUUAAAUGUGUCAUCCUCUGUGUCUACUCAAAGGUAGGCCCUUCCUUCUUUCUCCUAUAGGUUGGAAUCCUGUUUAUGACUUACUCCAGGAUCUGUUUUGCUAAGAUAAGACACUUUGUAAAGCAAAGCAUAGCAACAGGGUGGCAAUAGAAAAAGCUGUGCCAAUCAGAGCAACUUGGGAGACAGCGGGGCAACUUUGCCAUCAUUGUGGUGCCUGCAGCCACUAUACCUCAGUACUAUGCUGCCUUCUUGUAGGCUGGCGUGAUAUUAUAGGCCAGCAGACACAACCUAAGUCUGCACUUGCUUUGAAAGUGGCCUUACAGAACACAAGAAGACUUGCAAGUGCGAAGCUAUCAUGAACAACUUCCAGUGGGCUGAGGGACAAUAUUUGACACGUAGAUCCACCACAAGCUGUCAGGUCUAUAAAAAAAGAUGGGUAUGUUCCAACCAAAAGUGACCAGACACCAGUUGUAGCUGGGAGCCUAUAGCCCUUGAAUCAAAUUAACUUUUUAGCCAUUUUUUUUCACCACAGGUUGUGAAAAAAGGCCAUGGGGAUGCCAAAGGUCCCAAUUUGUUUUCCCAAUAUAGAAGAUAUAGGUGCAAGUUCUGCUGCUCUCAAUGGAAAAGUUUUGCCUCUUCCAUUUGAAACAGUUGCUUGGUUAGUUUGGGACUCCAGUCCAUCCAAUACCACGCUGAAUACUAGAUCAGUUUCCUCCAAAUCUGUAAUGCCAUGUUAUACAAGGUUUCUGAUGUGUUCAACGUGGAUUUGCCAAUAUGAUCUUCAGUGUUGUAGGUACUGUAAGAUAAAACCACUGCUCAUUGAACUGUGUUGAGAAGAUUUACCACUUUACUAUGUAUGGGGUGAAGUUGCUGCAUCCUUCUACAGCUUUUUUGACUGCUGUAGAGGCUCUUUUCCUAUAAAUAGUUUUCUUCCAGAACACGUAAUGGAAAGCCUGUGUUACCGUAUUCUUCUUUCUAUCCAUUUCUGUCUCCCUUCUCUUUAAUGAUUGAUCCUUCAUUCCAAGCACUUUAUGCUAGCUGUAAUGGGAUCUAUUUUUGCACUGGAAUAGUCUGUUAACUUUGCAAAAUCUGGAGCAGUUUCACACACAUACACACAAAUUUUUUAAGUUAAGAAAACUUUCAAUGGACAUUUUCAUGAAAAAUAUAUAUUUGUAUUGCUAAUAAACUAUUUGUGGAAUAUUAAUAGGCAUUUGUUAAUUGCCUUGUAUCAAGUAAAGAAAAAAUAAAGUGUUGCUGGUCUACAA
Anolis sagrei ordinatus is the source of this 10554-nucleotide messenger RNA. It is a transcript of the gene ABCA1, whose product is annotated as ATP binding cassette subfamily A member 1. Gene Ontology annotation, cellular component: membrane; intracellular membrane-bounded organelle. Gene Ontology annotation, biological process: transmembrane transport; phospholipid efflux. NCBI's taxonomy places the organism in Eukaryota, Metazoa, Chordata, Lepidosauria, Squamata, Anolidae. Gene Ontology annotation, molecular function: ATP binding; phosphatidylserine floppase activity; ABC-type transporter activity. The record is from RefSeq and is a predicted model, not a curated record.